Molecule: messenger RNA, 1975 nt
Organism: Hipposideros armiger (great roundleaf bat)
Lineage: Eukaryota; Metazoa; Chordata; Mammalia; Chiroptera; Hipposideridae
Gene: DLK2
Product: delta like non-canonical Notch ligand 2
Exons: 6
Coding region: 683-1813 (376 amino acids)
Molecular function (GO): Notch binding; calcium ion binding
Source: RefSeq, a predicted model, not a curated record
GGGUGAAGGGUGCGAGUCAGCAAAGCCGUCAUGCGAGAAUAAUAGGGCUGCGCGCCUCUAGCCGGCACUGGAUAGUCCGCUCCCACUUAGACUCCCAUAAUUUCCUCCUUUCAAUGAAGAAAGCGAGGUUCGGAGAGGUUAGGUGGCAGCGGAGGGUGGGGAGCCAAGGGAGAGCAAGGCCGUGCGGGAAGGGGCGAGCGCCGCGGCGGGGUGUGAGCCGUGUGUGGCAGUGGGGUUGGCGGCAGACGCCGGCGGGUGGGGGGCGGGCCAGCGGCAGCCCAGGGAGGGAAGCGGAGAGGCGGGCUCCGCCGGCACACGCCGCCCCUGGCAGGCGGCCUGAGUGCGCGUGAGGAGCCGCCGCCGCUGCUGCCGCUGCCGCCGCCGCCGCCGCCGCCGCCGCCGCUCGGGGUCGCCUUGAGCCCCAGAUUCCCGAGCGCUCGGCUCGCAUGGCAGCCGCCUCGGCGCCCAGCCCCGCGGCCCGCUAGGGGCGGCCCCGCGCCCUGGCUUGGCCCCACGGCGGAGCCCGUCGAUCCGGCCUCGCUCUGCGCCCUGGGCGCGCCGCCUCUGAGCUCGAGGAACCGGCGCCGUGCCGCUAUCUCCGCGUCGAUCGCCUGUGCUGUCCCACAGGUGUCCGCACGUCCGGCCGUCCGUCUGUCCGUUCCUCUCGGGGCCGGCGCUGACCAUGCUCAGCGGCUGCCGCUGUCUACAUCUCAUGUGCCUGCUGUGCAUCGUUGGGGCACCCGUUCAGCCUGCCCGAGCUGAUGACUGCAGCUCCCACUGUGACCUGGCCCACGGCUGCUGUGCGCCUGAUGGCUCCUGCAGGUGUGAUCCAGGCUGGGAAGGGCUGCACUGUGAGCGCUGUGUGAAGAUGCCUGGCUGCCAGCAUGGUUCCUGCCAUCAGCCCUGGCAGUGCAUCUGUCACAGUGGCUGGGCGGGCAAGUUCUGUGACAAAGAUGAGCACAUCUGUACCACGCAGUCCCCCUGCCGGAAUGGAGGCCAGUGCAUAUAUGACGGGGGCGGCGAGUACCACUGUGUGUGCCCACCAGGCUUUCAUGGGCGGGACUGUGAGCGCAAGACAGGACCCUGUGAGCAGGCUGGCUCCCCAUGUCGGAACGGCGGGCUGUGCCAGGACGACCAGGGCUUUGCCCUCAACUUCACUUGCCGCUGCUUAGCAGGCUAUGUGGGUGCCCACUGUGAGGUGAAUGUAGAUGACUGUCUGAUGCGGCCUUGUGCUAAUGGCGCCACCUGCCUGGACGGCAUAAACCGCUUCUCCUGCCUCUGCCCUGAGGGCUUUGCUGGACGCUUCUGCACCAUCAACCUGGAUGACUGUGCCAGCCGCCCAUGCCAGAGAGGGGCCCGCUGUCGGGACCGUGUCCAUGACUUCGACUGUCUCUGCCCCAGUGGCUAUGGCGGCAAGACUUGUGAGCUAGUCUUACCUGUCCCAGACCCCGCCACCACAGCAGACAUCCCCCCGGGGCCCACCUCAGCUGCGGCGGUACCAGCCACGGGACCUGUCCCUCACAGUGCGGGGGCUGGUCUGCUGCGAAUCUCCGUGAAGGAGGUGGUGCGGAGGCAAGAGGCCGGGCUUGGUGAGUCUAGCCUGGUGGCCAUGGUGGUGUUUGGGGCCCUCACUGCUGCCCUGGUCCUGUCAACGGCGUUGUUGACCCUGAGGGCCUGGCGCCGAGGUGUCUGUCCCCCUGGACCCUGUUGCUACCCUGCACCACACUACGCCCCAGCACGCCAGGACCAGGAAUGUCAGGUUAGCAUGCUGCCUGACAUGCCCCCUGAGCCUGGAAAGACCACAGCACUGUGAUGGAAGUGGGGGCUUUCCUGCCCCCUCCUUCACCUCCUCUGUCCCUCAGACUGGAGUGGUUCUUUCUUGCCACCCCUCAGCAGCCUCACACCAGAAAUAUUAUUUUUUUAAUACACAGAAUGUAAAAUGGGAAUUUUAUCCAAUAAAACUGUGGGAGUGUAA